AUGAAUUUUCUUAUCACAAUUUUUAGCACCACAGGAAUCUUUGUGUCUUUUAUGCUCAAUUUGACUCCAAUUCCUUCUCUCAUCAAAGCCAAUAAAACUCGAGACAUUUCAGAAAUUUCUCAUCUAUAUUUCAUAAUGGCAAGUGCAAAUUAUCUCAAUUGAUGCCUUUAUGCUACCAAGGUAGAUUUGCUCGGUCCUCUAAUUAAUAACUUAAUCGGAUUGUGCUUCACAAUAGCAUACAUUAUAGUUUAUCACAAAAUUAAAGGUGAUAUUUGGAAAUUUGGCCCAGUUUAUUUUGGUUGCUGUACAUGCAUCUCAUUAAUAAUGUUCAAAGUGUUUCCAAGCGAUUUAUUAGGGCUUCUUUCUGUAGGACUGUCAGCAUUACAAUAUAUGGCACCGAUUGAACAAAUAAAGCCAGCUUUGAUGAAUAAAGAUCAUAAAUAUAUAGAUAUUUUUAUUAUCCCUGCUUUAAUGAGUAACGCUGCUGUUUGGGGAUUUUAUGGAUUUUUAGUUCAUGACUGAUUUAUUAUUAUACCAAAUUUGAUGGGCUUAUUAUUUUCUUUAUUUCAAAUAUUAGUAUAUGCAUGGGCACAAGGAUUUUUACCCCAUCUUACAUUUUCUUGGCUUGCGAAUAAAAUUAGAGAAAAGCCCAUAAAAAUGACUGAGGAUGACGCAAUUGAGUUUCAUAAUAAUGUUUAA
Molecule: messenger RNA, 699 nt
Organism: Blepharisma stoltei
Lineage: Eukaryota; Ciliophora; Heterotrichea; Heterotrichida; Blepharismidae
Source: the annotation of a GenBank genome assembly